Exophiala spinifera is the source of this 2415-nucleotide messenger RNA. RefSeq lists its product as uncharacterized. Gene Ontology annotation, biological process: DNA-templated transcription; regulation of DNA-templated transcription. Bases 1 to 2415 code for a protein of 804 amino acids. Gene Ontology annotation, molecular function: DNA-binding transcription factor activity, RNA polymerase II-specific; zinc ion binding; DNA binding. The record is from RefSeq and is a predicted model, not a curated record. Lineage: Eukaryota; Fungi; Ascomycota; Eurotiomycetes; Chaetothyriales; Herpotrichiellaceae. The transcript has a single exon.
AUGUCUUCUCAGAAGCCCGCGCGACGAAGGACACCAGCUUCCUCACCGUGUCCUCGCUGUGGGCGCUUCUUCUCCCGCAACGAUUCACUCAAUCGCCAUUUGAAAACACACGCGAGCCAUGCUGAUCAACGGCCCUUCCAUCGCAUCCUCAGCAAUGAGAAAUUCCGGGCGUGUAAGAACUGCCGUCGCCUGAAGACGCGGUGCACCGGCAGUCUUCCCUGCUCGAGAUGUGAAAACUCGGGAAUCAAGUGUUAUUAUGGCCAGAAGCCCGACGAUCCGCCUCCAGUAUCGACCACAAGCUCCUCGGCCACGCCGCAGCCAUCAGAUUUACCAAGACGGCUCUCGGAUGUUCACGAAGAAAAGGAAUCUUCUUUUGAAGGCCCAGAGACCAUUGCCCCCUCCGAUCCUGCGGAGCCGAGGGAACACUCCCUUCAAUCCACCAAAAGCCCCGAAGAUACACUCGCCACGAUGCCAGUUUCCUCCCCUGAGAGCACCACGGCGAUGCUGCGUCUCAGCCUCGCUGCCGAGGCAGACUCCCGGUCACUCCUGCUCAAUGACGGCAAAGAAUUCCCCAUCAUUCAGUCUACCUAUGUGUCGCCAACCAUGCACAUACUGGAUCCCUAUUCAUACAGACUACCGUCUUUGGCUGACUCUCGCGAGGCUCCUACCCCGAACAGCCAGGCGCUUGCUAACUGCAGAUAUCCGGUCUUGCAAUACUUGUCGCCAUUUCUGGAUCGAGAGUUCAGCUCCAACCUAGCGUGCGAUCUUCUUGACACGUACUUCUCCAGCAGUUUCUCAAGUCGAAUGCACCCAACCUGCCACCACAUCCACAACUUCAUUCUCCGCAAAUGCGAUGUUCUAGACCCGUUGCAUCCUCGCAAGACCCAUCCAGCCUUGCUUGGGAGUAUGCUCUUCGUAGCCGCCUUGAGCGACAAGGCGCUGGGGCUCUUCAGUGGACCCCAAGAGCGCGACCGUGUCUGCAAAUACCUCAGUCUUCUGACAUAUCGGCUCUUGAAUCCUUCCAGGUACGAACCUCUUCUCAGCCAGGAAGAUCUCGGACUUCCACCAGCUUUCCCCCCAGAUUCAGGCUGGACCAAUGAAGAUCUACAGCGGGCAUUUGAUCCACAACAACUCUCCGACGGCUUUCCUGUUGCUUGGGGCACCGAUUACAUUAUCGCGCUCAUUCACGUUUCUUCCGUCAUAUCUGGCUCUGAGAAAAAAGCUGCGUCGAUCAGAUGGUGGUCGGUUGCCUUCAGCCUUGCCAGAGAUCUCAAGCUCAAUCAAGAAGUCGAGUCUUACGUCGUGCAGGAGGACAACGGCAGUACCCAUCCGAAUGUCAAUUGCAAAUGCUCGCUAAGCCAAGAUAUAACGGAAGAUUGCAUUGGAGAAGUGCACCGUGAGGAAAGGCGACGGACUUGGUACAUGUUAUUUCUCAUGGACAGACAUCUCGCUCUGUGCUACAAUCACUCUUUGACUCUGCUCGAAGCCGAAUGCAAGGAUUUGCUACUGCCCUUGGACGACGUGACAUGGCAGUCUGGUGCCCAGCCGCACAGUCACGGUACUCGCGCGGAUGGUCCAAGGUGCAUGCUGAUGCCAGCAGGCACUGGUCGACGCCAUGGUCCCCCACGAUUGUGCUCGGGGCCUGGCAUUUUCGAGUUCUUCCUUCCACUCAUGACCAUCACCGGACAUCUGCUGGAUUACAAUCGAGCCAAAAGCAACCCGGUCCUGGCGUCGGCAGGCUCUGCGAUGUGGGUAUCCCAGGAACGCAGAAUCCUUGACGAACUCGACCAGUACCAAGAAAGCCUUGACCAACUGACCUCGAGACCUGUCCUCGACCACACGUCCCAGCACGAAUCUCUGUGGGAGACGUCCCCUGCGCCAGUCGUGGACGAAGGCGAAGCAAACCACAUUACCAACACGUUCUCUGCUUAUGCGACUCACAUAUGUUUUGUGCUGAAGAUUUUGGUGGGGAGCAAGUGGGAUCCUGUUUCCUUGUUCAACGACGACGACUUCUUCACCUCAUCUGAAUCAUUCAAAAGUUCCAUGUCGCAUACCAUGAUGGCCGCGCAGUGUGUGACGCGGAUCAUCGAACACGACCCGGAUAUCAGUUUCAUGCCGUACUUCUUCGGCAUUCAGCUGCUCCACGGCAGCCUUUUGCUCUUGCUUGUUGCAUAUCGGCUGCAGGCAGAUUCUGGGACCGCCAUCUUAGCUGCGUGUGAGUCCGUCAUCCGGGCUACGGAAGCGUGCUUCGUAACUCUCCCAACAGACUACCAGCGUCAAUUUCGCAACGUCAUGCGGUCCGCUAUUGCCCUGGCCAAAGGCAGGAUGAACAAUCCUAUCGACACGGAGAAGCAAUUGACAUUUGUUCUGGCGAGAUACAGGUGGUCUAGAAACGGUGCGGGACUCGCUCGCUGA